AUGUCUGAGACGACCAUUGCUUUCCGCUGCAAUGACUUUGUGCUGGUGGCAGCAGCCGGCCUCAACGCCUUCUACUACAUCAAGAUCACGGACACCGAGGAUAAAGUAACUCAGUUGGAUUCUCAUAAGGUGGUGGCGUGCACAGGAGAGAAUGGCCCACGAGUCAAUUUUGUGGAAUACAUCAAGUGCAAUAUGGCGCUUAAGAAGAUGCGGGAACACGGCCGUCUGAUCAAGACCUCUGCAACAGCUUCUUAUAUGCGUAAUACACUUGCCGGAGCGAUACGCAGUCGUGACGGUGCCUACUUGGUCAACUGCCUCCUCGCCGGCUACGACGUUGUAGCUUCCGAUGACGACGACUGCACGACAGGGCCACACCUCUACUACCUGGACUACCUUGGCACUAUGCAGGAGGUACCGUACGGCGCCCACGGAUACGGCGCCUCCUUCGUCACCGCGAUGCUUGACCGUCUGUGGCGCCCCAAUUUGACAGCACAGGAGGGUGCCGAUUUGAUGCAAAAGUGCUGCGAUGAAGUGAAGAGGCGCAUUGUGAUCAGCAAUGAUAAGUUUAUCUGCAAAGCGGUGACAGAGAGGGGUGUAGAGCUUCUCCAAGGUGUGAAUUAG
Molecule: messenger RNA, 621 nt
Organism: Trypanosoma grayi
Lineage: Eukaryota; Euglenozoa; Kinetoplastea; Trypanosomatida; Trypanosomatidae
Product: putative proteasome beta 2 subunit
Exons: 1
Coding region: 1-621 (206 amino acids)
Biological process (GO): proteasomal protein catabolic process
Cellular component (GO): proteasome core complex, beta-subunit complex; cytosol; proteasome core complex
Molecular function (GO): peptidase activity
Source: RefSeq, a predicted model, not a curated record